AGAGGCGGGUCUUAAACUGUCAUAGACACGCGCACCGGGAAGUAGGAAGUAAAUACAGAAGAGUCGCGGUGCCGCUGGAAACAAGUCUGGCACCAUGCUGGAAGGCUACAGCCCUGUGACCCAGGCCCUGCUGGGGACUCUGUUUACCUGGGGUCUGACUGCUGCCGGAGCAGCCCUGGUGUUUGUCUUCUCCAGCCGGCAGAAACGCAUUUUGGAUGGAAGUUUAGGCUUCGCAGCUGGGGUAAUGCUGGCUGCUUCCUAUUGGUCGUUGCUGGCACCGGCGAUCGACAUGGCGGAAGAUUCCGGGAAGUACGGCUCGUUUGCUUUCUUGCCUGUUGCCGUGGGAUUCACACUCGGGGCAGCCUUUGUUUACUUUGCGGACCUGGCCAUGCCUCUGCUGGUAAGACCUCAUCCCUACCUACAGGAUAAUCCGUACUGACGAUAGUACCGGUUU
This is a messenger RNA of Etheostoma spectabile (orangethroat darter), 454 nucleotides long. It is a transcript of the gene slc39a11, whose product is annotated as solute carrier family 39, member 11. Gene Ontology annotation, cellular component: membrane. Gene Ontology annotation, molecular function: zinc ion transmembrane transporter activity. The transcript is spliced from 4 exons. Gene Ontology annotation, biological process: zinc ion transmembrane transport. Lineage: Eukaryota; Metazoa; Chordata; Actinopteri; Perciformes; Percidae. The coding region runs from base 95 to 439 and encodes 114 amino acids. The record is from RefSeq and is a predicted model, not a curated record.